CAGAUCUUUGAGCUCUCUCUCUCUCAUCCCUUAGACAACCUUCACUUGAAGGAUUACUCGGUUCCUUUGCACGCUUCAAUACAAAGGCCAUCCGACUGCAGGUUCGCAGACCCUCGAUGGCCAACGAUUGGUCCUACUUCGGUCCCUUUCUCGCGCCGUGAUCCCUUUGCCAUCAUGGGGAAUGUUGCCAGCCGCCUUGACGAUGCGGGGAACUUGUUUUUCAAGGAUCAGAAUCGCUUCUCGAUCGCAUCGGUCACGAUAAGCAACUCACGACGUCGUCUUUUGACUCUAUCCCCCAACGCGUUCCCUGCGGCGAGGUUCGCAGCCAAGCGCGAUGUCGGCGACGAUACUCCGAUCGAAUAUAUUCAGGACCCCGACACCCCCUCCGCCGCUCCGAUCCCGACGUUCAUGCUACGCCUGUCGAACGACGAGGAACUGAUCUUCAACUUCACCUUUAUCAUUCGUCAGACACAGACCGGCAAUUCUCCAAACUCCGUCAAUGGUGUCUCAACAACUAUGCCCGAGGUGGCAGACACCAGCCUCACGGGUCUCACGUUCGCUCACGCAUCCAACUCGAAGGAACUGGAUAAUCUGAUCACAAGAGAGUUCCAUGCAAACCCUAACCUUCAGAAUAACUCUAAUGUCCAGCUUAUCGGAGAUUACUCCACUGGGGGUGCUCCGUCCGUGUCGUUCGAAUGGUCAUGGAGAUGGAAGCCUCCGAAGGUAAUAGAGGACAAAGGCGGCGGCUGGCGCAACAGCUGCAGCUUUUUAGAUUACGACCAAAGAACAAACCGCCUCAACACCCUCGCCCAUUUUUCCUUCUGGGUGCACAACUCCAUGCGUCCCCUACCGAGUCCUCAGAUCUCAUCGCCAAACCUGGAGCUACCCGUCUUCCCGCGCUCUCGUAUCUCAUCAACUCAAUCUGUCCUAUCUCACUAUAGCGAUGCCGAAUCUACCCCGAGUUCGUCUAUUCCUCCUGAGCCAGCGGAGAAGUCCCUCCCGCCCCCUCCUCCCCCUCCUCCUCCUCCGUCCGUGCCACCUCCCCCACCACCAGCUAAGGUGGACCUCCCACACUCGCGGGCAGGCGAUGAGAUGAGCGGAGUGGAGGAUGGACCGUUGUUCCGGGCGACUAUGAAAGCGCUAGAGUCGAAGACAAGCAACAUGCGAAGCAAAAUAAAAAAGGUGCUCAAGAAAGCCGAGAGCGCGCAGCUAGCGCAAGCCAAUUGCAAUGAGGCCAUGGAGGCGUUUUUAACCUCAUUGAAUGAUGCGUCCACGUUCAAUGCAAAUGCUAUCCAACCCGCGUUGGAUCAUUACUUCGAGAAGAUCGCUCGGCAAAUUUUGAACUACGAGCAGCUCAACACGGUGCAACUUCAGAAACUCGUGAUUGAUCCCCUGGUCAAGCUAUAUAAUAACGAUAUUAAACAAGCAGAAGCCAAAAAGAAGGACUGGGAUGAAGAGAGCCGCGACUAUUACGCAUAUGUCAGUCGGUAUUUGGGCCAGCGACAGGAUUCGUUGAAAGAGAAGAAGCGUGCCGAGAGCGAUUCAAAGUAUCAAGUCAAGCGGCGGAAUUUCGAACUGAGGCGAUUUGAUUACUCCUCGUUUAUGCAAGAUCUUCACGGAGGUCGCAAAGAGCAAGAGGUUCUCUCACAUCUCACCAAGUAUGCAAGUUGCCAGGCCAAGAAUUUCCUGUCAGCCGCCAAAAAGGUUGAAGGAAUGACCCCUCAACUGGAUGCCCUGAUUCACGAGGUGGACCAGGCCGACAAGGAGUUCCAAUUCCAGCGUACAGAGCGCGAAGAGAAGCGCCGGGCUCUGGAAAAUGGCAGUAAUCCAUAUCUUGAGCCCGACGUAGUGGCCGGUAUGACGAAUGUACCUACUAUUCCUCCUGGAACUGCCAACGGCGGCCCUCCUGCCGAGGUCGAGCUUGGUAGGGCUGAUAGCACAGGCUCCCAGAUUCGAGGAGUCAUUAGCAACACCUCAUCGAUUUCGUCUCAAGCAAAUGCAGGAUCGGUUGCACCAGCCACAGGGAUCAGUGCACCUGCGUCAAACUCGACGGUGGUUGGUAAUGCGAGCCAGAAUCGCUUCAAGGGUAUCCGAGAUCUUGAGGAACAGAACAGUUUUGGAUCUGACCGAACCAGUGGCCAACAGCGGAAAGAAGGCCUCUUGUGGGCACUGUCCCGUCCGGGAUCUCACAUCGACCCCAAGGGGAUCAACAAACAGGCAUGGCACAAAUUUUGGAUUGUCCUGGAUCAAGGAAAAUUAUCCGAGUAUAGUAACUGGAAACAAAAGCUAGAUCUACACAUGGAGCCCAUCGAUCUACGCAUGGCGUCCGUCCGUGAAGCUCGAAACGCGGAACGACGGUUCUGUUUCGAAGUGAUCACACCCCAGUUCAAACGUAUUUACCAAGCCACUUCCGAGGACGACAUGUCCAAUUGGAUCAGGUCUAUCAACAACGCGUUGCAGAGUGCGGUUGAAGGCCAAGAGACUCCACCUCCCUCCGCAUCUAGGAAUGAUACGCCAACCAGUCGGGAUAUUGGUUCCGUUCUAACAGGGAAAAGCUCAUCUGUGUCUGGCCACCACUCCUAUUCCUCCUCUAGCUCAAGCAACAACGCUGGCGUCAUCCGCCGAACAACAGUCGGUGCGCGCCCGGGCUAUGUCCGUCAUGAUAGCAACAGCUUUGAAGAGAAUCCCGCAAAACUUCUGCAGGUUGUACGGGAUGCGGAUCAAGGCAACAACUGGUGUGCUGAUUGCGGAUCAUCGUCCAAGGUUGAAUGGGUGUCCAUCAACCUCGGAAUCAUUCUCUGCAUUGAAUGUAGUGGAAUCCACCGCUCUUUGGGCACGCAUAUAUCCAAGAUCCGCUCUCUCACAUUGGAUGUACAUUCCUUCUCGAACGAUAUCGUCGAGAUUCUCCUGCAGAUUGGCAACCGCGUCAGCAACAUGAUUUGGGAGGCGAUCCUGGAUCAAUCUCUCAAGCCGAGCGCAAGUUCUACACGAGAGCAGCGGUUGAAAUUCAUUACCGCUAAAUAUGUCGAUCGAGCCUACGUUGAGAAUCUGCCUUCACCACGUUCUCGCUUCGCGACGCCUGAUGAAACACUCCUCGCGUCAAUCAAACAGAACGACAUCCAAGGCGUCCUCUACGGCCUCGCCCUGCGUGGCAACGUAAACAUAACCGAUCGCUCCCGCAACACCCACGCAACCUUCCUAGCCCUCGCCGCAGCCGAUCCUGCGUCCCCGGGCGCCCCACCGACCACUCUCGCCGCCAGGUCUAGUGCAAAAGCCAUCCCGUUCCCUAUUGCCGAGCUGCUAGUCCAAAACGGCGCCGAGAUCCCGCCACAACCCCCUUCCAUCCCUCUCUCCCCCGCAGCCAAGCUCUACCUCAGCCAACGGACCGCCCGCACAUCUGCCUUUAGCGUGCCUCCUCCGCCGCUAGGUGGAAAGUCCUCCGCAAACGAUACCCUGGGCUCUCUCCCAACUAUCCGCAGCAAGGAAUCCUCCUCUUCCUCCAACACUCCAACUCUCGCAGAAAGCAGAGACAAAGACAGAGAGAAGCUCUCCAAAAGAGGAAGCGCUGGCGCCCGCUUUGCGGGGAAAGUGGCUUCACUUGGAAUUGAUCGAUAA
Molecule: messenger RNA, 3615 nt
Organism: Penicillium samsonianum
Lineage: Eukaryota; Fungi; Ascomycota; Eurotiomycetes; Eurotiales; Aspergillaceae
Product: putative ARF GTPase activator (Csx2)
Exons: 4
Coding region: 175-3615 (1146 amino acids)
Biological process (GO): intra-Golgi vesicle-mediated transport
Cellular component (GO): trans-Golgi network; cytoplasm; endosome
Molecular function (GO): GTPase activator activity; protein binding
Source: RefSeq, a predicted model, not a curated record